This is a messenger RNA of Didymodactylos carnosus, 3132 nucleotides long. The record is from the annotation of a GenBank genome assembly. Lineage: Eukaryota; Metazoa; Rotifera; Eurotatoria; Philodinida; Philodinidae.
AACCAGGUCUUCGAAGGCCUAGCAGCAAAAACCAUUGUCAUAUUCGGAAUCAGCAUAGUCGAUAACCUAUUCUCCACUAGAUUUCAACAAAAAAGCGAGCGGACACUUGGGGCAGUUCCCUCGUGAGCCCAAAUGCAUAGCACUAUUAACAAUCAACACAGCUUUAUAAUGUAAAUCAUAUAUAGCUUUGAGAUAAGCUGAAGCACCAUCUUUAAAACUGAUAUUUGUGUGUAGCUCUUUCAAAGAAGUAUAAACAAGAGUGAGCGUGCUCAGUAAAUGUUUCGUAUCGUCGCAUUAAGUAACGAACAAAGUUGCACUUUUUACAUAUUUCUUUCACAUGCAAUGAUCAGUCUAGAAGUUUCGGUAGUUGUACUCCUAGAUGUUUAUGAUGGUCAACAAACUUUAAUGCAGUAGGAGGAGCUGAAACAACAAAAACUGACUGAAAAGAAGUUAAUCAGAGAUUCUUUUUUAUGUGCUCAUACAAUUUAUUGAAAACGAGUCUUUUUAAUAUUUUUGAAACAACAGUAGCCAGUCGCUCACAUGCAUUUUUUCGUCAACCAGUAAUAAUUAUUCAACUUGCAGUUGGUAUCAGAUCAAACUUGUAUGAUGUCUUUUAUUUGUUGGAUAAUCACUUCUCGCUCAUACGUGUAACAAUCUCCACUCACUUUAGAAACAAAAAAAAACGGUAUACAAAUUAGGCAUCGAACUACAUGUGCAUGUAUCUCAUGAGAUAAUAAAUUAACCUUUCUUUUAUCUCAUAUUGCACUUUUCAUUCUGUUCUUUUAACACAAGGUAGAAAUAUAGAAAAAAGUCUUUCUGUUCUUAUCAUUCAAGAAUUUUGUUACCUUUCACUAUUGUUGUUAUAUCUGAUUCACGGUAAAAAAAGCGACCAUUUCUUCUCAUCAUCACACGGUUGUCAGUUUUCACUAAAAAAAAUAGUUGAACUUAUGGCAACCUGUAGAACAUUUCAACGUUUAACCCUAUGAUGAAACGUAUCAAAAACAGUUAAUUACAAUUUUAACUUUUCUCUCACUACAAUUUUAAAUUUACUGGAGAAAAUGAAAAUUUGCGCCGUUGAAAGUUGAGUGCGAUUUUUCAAGGCAUCAGCCUAUUCAAAUCUAAACUUGAAAAUAAAGAUAUUUUACGGUCUUCGUAGCACCUCUUAGGAGAUUAAAUGUUGCGGGAAGAUUUUCAAAGGCGAAUGGGCUUUUCUAAUAAUAGAUAUCAACGUCUUCGUAACAAAAUCGAUUCGUUGGACCGAUUGAUCUACGCCUACUACUAAAAAACAACGCAAAAAUUGGUUGUCCGUAGUAACCUGUUAACGAUUUACCGAAUUCGUGUGCUUAUGCUCUAGUGGCAGCACAGGAUUGCCAGCGAACUUAGAAGUGACACAAAAUCAAUUCUCAUGAUACAUCACGUCUAAUAAAAAAUGUAAAGCACAGUUUAUAUUUUUUAUGUUUUUUUCCAACCUAAUUCUCAAUUUCUGAUUGUUUUGUUCCAGAUAUAGAUAUGGCAAACCGAACGAUAAUCAUGCCAACAAUAGCUGGUGCCGCAUUAUAUGUGAGUAAUGACAGAGUAUCAAAUUUAUUUCAAGAACCUUGAUAUAUUUACUUGGUACUUAUGCGCAGAGGCGGCGAAACGUUUUCAUAUGGGGUAAGGCUCACUUUUCAAAAAUUUACUGAGUCAAACAAAAUACUCAGCCGCAAAACUAAACUGUAUAUGUGGCAACAGAAAAAGACAAAAAGAAAAGAAUUGCGUGGCUGUAUAGUCACGCAUUAAAUGUAUGAUUAAUGAAAAAUCCCUAGUGGAAAACUGAUAUUUAUCUUUGGAACGGGGUAAGGCUGAGCCAAAGAGAGCCUUACCCCGUCUAGUGGCUCUGCCGCCUAUGUUUAUGCGCCGUUCAAUAGAAUAGUAUUCAAAUAAUUUAUCAAACUUUUCAAAACAAAAAUGUAUUGUUUCAUUUAGACCUAUUAUAUUAGUCGUCAAAACAACAAUAAAAUAAAUACCGUGUCGCGCAAGGAACCAUCCUCUGUUUUCCCGACAACUCUGGUUGUUGGCACGGGUGUGGUGGGUCUCACAACAGCAUAUUACCUGGCCAAAAAUGGACAUCAAGUAAUUUGUAUUGAAAAACGUGAAGAUGUGGCGCUUGAAACAAGAUUACUGCACCUUGCAUACACAGAUUCUAAUUACUUUAAGCACCCCAUUCCAUUUUCAUCCUAUACCCGUGGCACUCUCCAACUAGCCACCGAUCGUUCUUUAUUUGAUUCUCUUGCCAAAGAUUUGAAUCAGUCAGAUACCAAGGAUCAAAUAUUCAGCACGAAUGACGAGGUUAUUCGUCAAGAGCCUGUGCUUGAAGCAGUUCGUGAUCGGAUUUACGGUGGCAUCUACAAUGCGAUGGAUACUAAUGGUGAUAUUUGGGAAUUUUGUCAGAAUUUAAAAGAGAUUCUUGUGGAAAAAUAUCAGGUCAAGUUCAUUUUCAAUGAAGAAGUAAAAGGUUUUGAAGUGGAAGAAAUAGAGAAACAGAAACAAUAUCGUGUUACUGCAGUUCUGACACAGAAUGGAAACAGAAUUGAUGGUGAUAAUGUGGUGAUUGCUAAUGGAACAUACAUGACACCAUUAAUGAAACAACUAAACGUCUACAUACCUGUUUAUCCUGUUAAAGGUUAUGUCGUUGAAAUUAUCACUCCACCUAAUAUUCCACUUCCCCUCGUCAAUAUAUGUGAUGAAGUCAAGAAAAUAUACAUCUCAGCUUUGGCUCCCAAUUCUGAACGAGGAGUGGUUCGUGUUAGUGGACUAGCUGAAUUUGCUGGAUGGAAAGAUAUUGGUGUAGUGAGUGAACCGCAUCGUGCCGAGUAUCUGUUGAAACAGACUUUAUCCUGGCUACCACAUCUAUCUUCUUAUCCAACAAAGUUUUACUCUUGUUCUCGACCGGUUUCACCUGACGAUGUGCCUAUUAUUGGUCAAGUACGCAGUUCAGCAGUUGUUUACGAGAAUGUCUAUGUCAAUGGUGGACAUGGUUCGAAAGGUUGGACGCUGGCUUUUGGGUCUAGUUCACUUUUGGCAGAAAUCAUUCAGAAUAAAACGCAGACAUCGAUAGAAUCAACUCCAUAUGCUCCACAACGGUUCGCAUGA